UCUCUCUCUCUCUCUCUCUUUGCCCCUAUUCCAGUCCCCCAGUUGCGUCGAAAUACCUGCAUCACCAAAAUUCUUUUACCUGUUUUUUUAUCAUUGUAUUCGUAGUUAUAAGGGGGAAUUACGUUUCAGUUUUGUUAAUCCUUCGAUUUCAGAUGGGUGACUCUAGGGUUGAUGAGAACUCGGAACGAGCCAUGGCGGAAGAAGUAUCUAGAGCGGUGGAGCUAGCCAAGGAGUUGCAGGACUCAGCUGCCUCCAUAAUUUCACGGAACUCGAAUGAAGAAGACUCUCUCCGUCAGCGAGCCCAAUCUCUUGAUUCCAAUAUCCAAAGACUUCGCUCGUCGAUCAAGAAAGCCAAUUUCGAUCCCAAUCAGGCCGAAAAGUUGGAAGAGGAGUUAUGCAGAGCUGGGUAUUUAUUGGGUGAAGGAGAAGCGGCCGCAUUUCUUCCAAGCAAAUCUCAUGGGCGGUUCUUGAGGACGUUUCUUGGUCCAAUUAACGUUCGUGCCACUAGGAAGGAUGUUCAGCUGAAAGUGAAAGAGGAAUACAAUAGCUUUAGAGAUAGAACCGCAUUUCUCUUUCUUUUUUUCCCAUCACUGUUGCUUGUGUUAAGGUCAUGGAUUUGGGAUGGAUGUUUACCAGCAUUGCCAGUUCAGCUUUACCAGGCUUGGUUGCUAAUUCUCUACACAAGUUUGGCUCUGCGAGAGAACAUUUUGAGAGUGAACGGAAGUGACAUUCGGCCAUGGUGGAUAUACCAUCACUAUUGUGCUAUGGGUAUGGCAGUCAUCAGUCUCACUUGGGAGGUUGAAAGGGAACCUGAUUGUGCCCAGAAGCAGAGAGGAGUACAACUAUUUCUGCAAUGGGCGACCAUGCAAGGAGUUGCUAUGCUUCUACAAAAUAGAUAUCAACGGCAGAGACUCUAUACACGUAUUGCGCUGGGCAAGGCUAGGAGAAUGGAUGUUGUGUGGGGAGAAACUGCGGGUGUAGAAGGUCAACUAUGGUUAUUGUGCCCCAUACUGUUCAUCUUGCAGGGUUUUGAAGCAUAUGUUGGAGUGUUGUUGCUUAAAACUGCACUAGCUGGUGUGGUUUCGGAGUGGCAGGUAGUUACUUGUGGAAUCCUUCUGAUAAUUAUGGCGCUUGGGAACUUUGCAAACACGGUGCAGACACUUGGAACAAAGUCUCGAGUCAAAGCGAAAGUGAAGAGAAGUAAAAGCAAACAAGAACCACAUCAGGGAUCCGUUACUAAGAAUUUAUGAUGUGUUGGAUCAUCAUAGCACUUGAGGCGGGGCUGUGAUUAUGAGAUGAGGAUUUGAUUAUUUAUUUCUCAAUCUACCCUUUCUUGUGACACACUGUCACUUCUACAUAAGUAGGCUUUUGUUGUGAUUGACCUAGGAUUGUAUAUAUAGGAGCUCUGCAUUAGUUGGUUACACUAGAAAGUCCGGUUCUGAGUGCAAAUAUUUUUACACGUCUUUUUGUUUGCUUUAUAAGACUGCUUUUGAGGUGUUUAAAAUUUUACUGAUUUCAUUUGCAAAGCUUUCCUCAAAUUACACCCGAAAUCUAUU
Messenger RNA from Ilex paraguariensis (yerba mate), 1556 nucleotides. Lineage: Eukaryota; Viridiplantae; Streptophyta; Magnoliopsida; Aquifoliales; Aquifoliaceae. The record is from the annotation of a GenBank genome assembly.